UAGAUAUAUAGAUCUAUGAAUGACUAGCUAUGCAAAUAAAUCAAAACACACUAACAGCCUAAAGCCUUAAACGGUUAUAUAGAAAGAGGUCUACAAUGAUGACUGUGAAAUCAACUUAAUUGACACUAUGCACAAAUCUAUUUGGGACAUCAGUCAGGAAUGGUGGAAAACUGUGACGCUGAAGGUGAAGAAUGCUAUUGUCUUUAUGGACUCCAACAUGGCUGAACUACUGCACUGGAGUGGGGGCAUUGAACAUUUACUGUCAGCAGAUGUAGUGGACAUUAGAGAGUUCUCUUCCUUUGAGGCAGCAGGAGAGUCCUACAAGAAAGGAGUAUUCAUUGUCAGCUCUGCCUUGACAGAUGUCACCUCAGAAAUUUUAUGUGAUAUUAUCUCACACAGUCACUUCCAGUAUGUUCUCAUUUUCACAACCACUAGUCCUCUCUUGCACUCAUCAAGUGGGGAGUCUGACAGUGACACAGUGUUUGAAGAGAUGGAGGAGAAAGUCUUGGAAUGGUUGGGGAACAUGAAUUACACUGUCGAGAUAACCCAUAUUCCAAUGUUUGCUGCUGAAGUCUGCCCUGGUAUGUUCAUCACCCCCACAUUCUCCAAGUUAUUUCCCAUUAUGGCAUCUGAUGUGAAGCAAAUAGUGUACCAAUAUAGGAGCUCUCAUCAUUUGAAGGAUACCAAACAAAUCGAACGUUUGAAAGAUAUUGAAUUCAUACACCUACCAAAUAGUCUUCAGAAGCAAAUUAAGAUGUUUGCUAGUGGUCUCCAUGCCAUGCUCCAGUGUCUGGAUGUCAGGGAGGAUGUUUAUUCAAUUGGCCACAUGAGUCACCUGGUAGCCACUGAGCUAGAUGUGUAUCCUCCAGCAAGGGCCAGAAGGAAGUCAGUUCAAAACAGAGCCUCUCUUGUUCUUAUUGACCGAACAUUGGAUGUAGCAUCAGCUGUUACGUACCAGGUAGACAGCCUGUUGGAUAAAAUGAUGAAUACAUUAUCUCAAUUGCCUGGUCAUAGCAGUGACAGAACAGUGAACUUACAGUGUCUGUCCCAUGUCUGCAGCUCUUCACUACCUGUACUACUUCCAGGAAGUCUGGCUCCUACACAUUGUUUAGCUCAACCAACUCAUCUCAUACCAUUGGUCAUGAAGAAACAAAAGGAAGCCAUCAUGGAUGUUAAUCGUAAGUUGGUUGAAACAGCUUCAGCAGAAAAGCUUCCUUUAAAUUUAGCAGGUAGACCUGGUCGUGUCACAGCUGAACAGAUAGAGUCGACAGUAACAUUGUUUAAGGGCAAGUACUCUCUGAUCAAAAAGCAUUUAGAUUUACUUCAAACCUCUCUAGCCACCAGCCAGUGUAUGAAGCACCCAUCUGCAGGUCAGCAUGACAUGAUGGUGAUGACAGAGAAGAACUUGAUGCAAACCAUUGCUGACAAUGAUGAGUCAGCACCAAGUGCCACUGCCAUUCUGUCUAAGCUGAUGUUACAGGAGAUGCAGAAGUCUAGAAUGGAUGAGAAAGCUCUCACUUUGGAUGAUAUGUUAUGUUUAAUCACCUACAUGUACUCAAUCAUGGAGGAAAGUGACGAAGAUGAGAAUGAGGAAACAUUACUCAGGGAAAAAUUUAUUGAAUGGAUUCUUCAAGAAAGUGAAAAUCUGUCCCCACUAGUCAAACAGAUUGUUGGUGAGAAAGUCACAGAGAGUAUAGUCACUGACCAGAUAGAAAAUGUUUGGCAGAGACUGGAAGAUAUUAGAACUGUCAGAGAUGAGCUUCAACAUUUCAGAUCAGUGCUUGAUCCAGGAGAUGCCAUGACCCCAGCAAGUGUGAAAUCAUUGCUCAGACUUGUGAUAGAGAAAAUUGUUGACCCUGCUAAACCUGACCUGCCUGAUAUUGAAUGUAAAUCUGGAGGUUUCAAAGAUCUUUUGAAAUCUGGUUUUGGAUUUUUCAAAAGUUCUGGAAAACCUCGGCCUGGUGAUUCACCGUUGUUGAUCUUGUUUGUGAUUGGCGGAUUGACUGCCAGUGAAGUGAAACAAAUCAGGGAUGUGAUUGACAAGGCCAAACCUUCCUUUGAGGUGCUGAUUGGUUCUACAAGACUUUCCAGCAUUUCUUCUUGCCUAGAAUCUAUUUUUAUCUCAGACAAUGUCAACACUUUUGACCAAUGAGAUUGUGAUUGUAUCUAAAUAUAGAAUGUUAAUAAAUUUAUAUUUCUCAGA
This is a messenger RNA of Biomphalaria glabrata, 2203 nucleotides long. Its product is annotated as sec1 family domain-containing protein 2-like. Gene Ontology annotation, biological process: intracellular protein transport; vesicle-mediated transport. Bases 128 to 2152 code for a protein of 674 amino acids. The record is from RefSeq and is a predicted model, not a curated record. The transcript has 16 exons. Lineage: Eukaryota; Metazoa; Mollusca; Gastropoda; Planorbidae.